GAGUUGUAGGUCAGGUCCACUAAACUUUAUUUGUAAAUUUGCUUGCAUUUCAUCUUGACGUUUUUGUGGAGACUAGAUAUUAUUUUGAUGUAUUUUGCAGUGUUGGUGAGAAAGCAAAUAAUUUUAUUAGCAUUUCUGCCGUCUUCCCACUCCCCUUGGUGUGAAUUCCCCUUACCAUGCUGCAUUAUUGUCACCUUGAAAUUUCAUCUGCUAUUUUCCAAUUAAAAGCUUAAUAGCCCUGGAAACGGAGUUCAUGUGGUGAAGUUUACCGUGGCCCCCAGUUCUUAAAGUUGUGCUGCCGAGAUCCCAUUACGUGCUUGAAUAAACCCAUUUAGGAACAGAAACGGGACUCGAGGGUGCCCGGUGUUGAGUUUCACUGGACUUUAAAAGCGAUGGGCAUCAUUUUAAGAAAGGUGUGCUGCAAUUUACACCCCACAUCGCGCGCCAAAUUGAGUUAAAAUCCCAGGUUAUGCAUGUUUAUUGUGUGCAGAAAACUAAAUAGGCCAGUUUAAUGAAGAUGUCAUUCUCUAAUUCAUCGGAUCCUUUCAUAGCUCAUUUGGUAGCGGUCCAAAUCAUAUUGCUCAAUUAACUCUUGCAGCAUGUCGGACUAUUCAACAUUUUUCAUGGGAAUAAGUGAAGAGCUCAUUCAAAUGCAAACCAGCAUAUUGUUGUCGCCUGUGUUUAAUUCGGAUUCACAGCGUGCGGUUAAACUAAAUACCAACGUGGUUUCAGGAUUUUGGUGAAAAGCUCACAGCAGUUAUGUGAAUUAUUUUCCCCGCUUAAUUCUUGAAAUUGCAGCAUUCGUAAGAUCCUCUUAUGCUACUUCAAUGUCAAACAACAGUCAGGUAUUUUGGUAUAUUUCAUACUUAAUUUUUUAAGCAAAUGCCUACAGAUAGAUGUAGGCUACGUGUAAUCUAUUUAGUGAAUUAAUUUAUUAAUUGUGCAGAUGUUUUACUAAAAAUGAAAACAAACAUUAAUAUGAAAUACUUUGUAUUAAAAUCCCAAAUGUCAGUAUUGGUUUAAAACGCAAAAGUCGUGCAUUCAUGCAGCGCUGCUCGUGACAGUGAUGUAAAAAGUUACUCGUUUCUAUUAGUGUGGUGUCAGAUGGCCUUAUGCACUUCUUUAUUGCUGAGGGAAAGGUGGAUCCACGACUCUUAAAGAGUCAACACCUCUCAUCACGAGUGUAGCGAGAAUCAGAGGGGCUUGAUCUCUUACCUACUUGACAGCACUCUUCCUCUCCACCUUAUCUGAUGCACUUGCGCCUCUGCCACCUCUGUAAACGACUUGAGAAAUGAAUGGCUACGGAUCACCCUACCUCUACAUGGGGGGCCCGGUGUCCCAGCCAAGAGCGCCCCUCCAGAGGACGCCCAAGUGUGCCCGCUGCAGAAACCACGGCGUGCUGUCCUGGCUGAAAGGGCACAAGCGUUACUGCCGAUUUAAGGACUGCACUUGUGAAAAAUGUAUUCUUAUUAUCGAGCGACAGCGGGUCAUGGCGGCUCAGGUGGCGCUGAGACGGCAGCAGGCGAACGAGAGUUUGGAGAGUUUGAUCCCGGAGUCUCUGCGUGCGCUGCCCGGCAUCACGGUGGGAAGCGGAGAGCAGAGCGCAAACCCACGAACCAGCGAGAUAGACCUGCGCUGGAGCACAGAUACUGUGACCCCUAAACCAUCUCAAGAGCUAAACGAUGACUUGUCUGGUGAGCAGUCAGGUGGAGAGAAUGGUGGCAGUGCCAGUGACAGAGAACCAGAACCGGCCAGUUCACCUGAGGAAUCCAAGCCCAACCUGUGCUGUACCCCUGACACCUCAGACCCAACUCCCCAGCCAGAGGAGUCUCGCUUUGGGCUGUCGAAAUCCUGCACUGACCCAGAACCCAAAGCCGACAACCCCAAAUACUCCCCAGAGCCGAACCUCCUCAUUGAAGGUCUCUCGGGCUCAGUAUCACUCCCUUUCAGCCUGCGGGCCAAUCGACCUCCACUAGAGGUUCUGAAGAAGAUUUUCCCUGCCCACAAACCUGCAGUUCUGGAGUUGAUCCUGAAAGGCUGUGGUGGGGACCUGGUUGGCGCCAUCGAGAUCCUCCUCUCCAGCCGUUCUACAAUGAAACCGGAAAAGAUCUUGUCUGAGAACACUGAUGCUCUUGUCCUUCCUUCAAACGGUCACCUGUUUGAGCACCCGUUGAGCUCCUACCCAGUCUCUUCUUCUAAGUGGUCUGUCGGUUCGGCCUUUCGUGUUCCAGAUUCCCUGCGCUUUUCCUCCGAGUCCUCAGGUGGAGUAGCUGGCCCUCUUGGCAUGCCACUGCAGCACGGCUUCCCCCAGCCACCUCGAUACCCUCUCAUGCUGAGAAAUUCAUUAAGCAGGGGCCAGGCUGGGCCCUUCAUGCACAAUGAUGUGACUCUGUGGAAUACCAUGACAUUACAGCAACAGUAUCAGCUGCGCUCACAGUACGUCCCCCCGUUCUCCGGCCCUUCAGCCGGAGUGAUACGCAGCUCGCCGCUCAUUACCAGCAGGCCCACCGAGGAGCAUCGCAUCAGCAUCCAGGAGGAGAACUGCCCUGUCAUUACCAAACAGAGCAUGUAUGCAGCAGAUGAGGAGUACGAUGAAAGAUCUGACUCCUCAGACUCCAGGAUCCUGAAUACCUCCUCGUAACUUCCACACACCAGCAGAUCCAACAGGAAGUCGAAAAAAAGCACUGAACUGGGUUCUUGAGAUGAUGUAAAAGUGACAUUGCUAUUCUAGGAGCUUAAUAAAAGAGAUACAGUGUAUUGCUUGAGGAAUUCUACCAGAUUUGAGGUUGAUGUGCCAACUUAUUCAUGUGUGGAAUACAGUAGCUUCAUUUUUGGAAAAAAUCAUUAAGGUAGUCUACUAUUAUUUGACCAAAAAGUCUAUUAAUAUAUGGUUAAUGAUGAUCUCUGUUUCCACUUUGCAUGAAAUGUACUGUUAAUAGCAAUUUAAUGUAGAAUUAAUCCAUCAGUCCUGCAUGUAAAAGUAUGGCAAAUAAACCCUCCAUGAACUGUUAUUAUUGUGGAUAACUGAAUC
This is a messenger RNA of Misgurnus anguillicaudatus (oriental weatherfish), 3031 nucleotides long. RefSeq names its product doublesex and mab-3 related transcription factor 3a (gene dmrt3a). The record is from RefSeq and is a predicted model, not a curated record. Gene Ontology annotation, cellular component: nucleus. Gene Ontology annotation, biological process: regulation of transcription by RNA polymerase II; male sex differentiation. NCBI's taxonomy places the organism in Eukaryota, Metazoa, Chordata, Actinopteri, Cypriniformes, Cobitidae. Gene Ontology annotation, molecular function: DNA-binding transcription factor activity, RNA polymerase II-specific; protein binding; RNA polymerase II cis-regulatory region sequence-specific DNA binding.